AUGCGUCUUUUAGAAAUCUUACCAAAUGGGGACUUACGCCUGACCCAGAAGUUGCUCGAUGAUGCGAUCCCUCAAUAUGCCAUCCUCUCGCACACAUGGGGAGAUGAGAGCAAAGAGGUCACCUUUGAAGAUAUAGUCGGAGGUUCAGACCGAGGCAAGGCUGGAUAUAAGAAGAUCAAGUUCUGCGGCAAUCAAGCGACUCAAGAUGGCUUACGAUACUUCUGGGUGGACAGUUGUUGCAUCAAGAAGUCUAGCGACGCUGAGCUUUCGGAGUCGCUCAACUCCAUGUUCCGCUGGUACCAACGCGCCGAGAAGUGCUACGUGUACCUGUCUGAUGUGUCUACUACGAGGAAGAGGAAAACGAGCGGGGGGGACACACUGAAAACGUGGGAACAGGCUUUUCGGGAGAGUAGAUGGUUCACUCGGGGCUGGACGCUUCAGGAGCUCCUCGCUCCUACGUCAGUGAAAUUUUUCUCCAAAGAGGGCGAAGAACUUGGUGAUAAACAGUCUCUCGAACAAGAGAUCUACGAAAUUACGAGGAUCCCUAUUUCAGCACUUCGAGAGUCUAAGUUAUCUAGAUUCAGCACUGAACAGAAAUUCGACUGGGCAAAGAACCGGCAAACAACACGCGAGGAAGAUUGGGCGUACUCUCUCUUGGGCAUUUUCGAAAUCUCGAUGCCAGUUGUAUAUGGAGAAGGGAGGAGAAACGCAGUUAGGCGGCUGGAGAAGGAGAUUGAUGAUACCUCGAAGGCUAAGCAGUGCUUGCGUGACCUACGCGUAACCGACCCUCGUGCUGACAAAGUUCGGAUCGAAGAGGCUAAGGGUGGCUUGAUACCGGACUCAUACCGCUGGAUCCUCGAAAAUAACGAUUUCAAACAAUGGCGUAAUGGCCAGCAGAGCCACUUGCUGUGGAUCAAAGGCGAUCCUGGGAAGGGAAAAACGAUGCUGCUCUGUGGAAUUAUCGACGAGCUGAAGAAGUCAAUAGCCGAGACACAUCUCCUGUCCUUCUUUUAUUGUCAGGCAACCGAUUCGCGAAUUAACAGUGCCACGGCCGUCCUACGAGGUCUUUUGUACUUGCUUAUCGACCAGCAGCCAUCGCUUAUUUGGCAUAUCCAGAAGCAGCAUGACCUCGCAGGCAAAAACGUCUUCGAAGACACAAAUGCUUGGGUCGCCCUGUCCGACAUCUUCACAAACGUUCUACAAGACCCGAGCUUGAAAAGCACUUACUUAAUCAUCGACGCGCUCGACGAAUGCACUAUAGGCCUGCCGAAACUACUAGACGUUAUCAUCCGGAAGUCGCCGGUAUCUCCCCAUAUCAAGUGGCUUGUCUCUAGUCGCAACUGGCCCCCCAUCGGAGAGUGGUUAGACAAGGCCCGAAGAAAGGUGACGCUGCGCCUCGAGCUAAAUGCGGAGUCUAUCUCUACGGCUGUCAGCAUAUAUAUCCGGCAUAAAGUGCGUCAGCUAGCGCAGGAGAAGAAGUACGAUAAUAAGACGCGACGCGCUGUACUCGACCAUCUGUCCUCAAAUGCGAAUGGCACUUUUCUUUGGGUGGCUUUAGUAUGUCAAAACCUCCAGAAUAUCCCACGGGGAAGAAUCCGCGCGAGGUUAAACUCCUUUCCGCCUGGGCUUAAUCCUCUUUACGAGCGAAUGAUGAAACAGAUAUGCGAAUCGGAGGAUUCGGAACUCUGCAAGCGGAUACUGGCUUCGAUCUCGACCGUAUACGAACCGAUCACUCUGACUGAAUUAACAUCACUUGUCGAAAUGCUCGAAGAGUCGUCCGACGAUAUAGAGUCAUUACAAGAGAUUGUUGGCCUUUGCGGUUCGUUCCUAACCAUUCAAAAAGACACGAUCUAUUUUGUGCAUCAGUCCGCAAAGGACUAUCUACUCGCAAAGGCAUCCGUUGAGAUCUUUCCAUUGGGAAGGAGACAGGGCCACUACGACAUCUUCUCGAGAUCUCUCGUGGUCAUGUCUAGGACGUUACGACGAAAUAUCUACAGCUUAAAUGCGCUUGGGUAUGGUAUCGAGCAGGUGAAGCCGACAGACUCAGAUCCACUAGCGGCGUCGCGUUACUCGUGCGUUUAUUGGGUUGAUCACCUCUGUGACUGGAAUCCUUCUAUUACAAAUGACCAGGUGGACCUGAAGGAUGGAGGCAUAGUGGAUACGUUCCUCAGAACGAAGUAUCUGUACUGGCUCGAGGCUCUUAGCCUUUGCAGAAGCGUGCCGAAAGGGGUGCUUGCCAUGGGGAGACUCGAGGCGCUCGUCCAGUCCACCCGACAGCCUAAUACGGCGCCAGUUCAAAGAGGAAGAGCCAGAAUGGAUUACGAUAAAGCCAGCUAUAGGAGAAAGAUGGAGCGCCUGCCUACAGACGCUCGAGGGCCACAGCGAUUAGGUCAACUCGGUCAUGUUCUCGCACGACUCGACCCUACUCGCAUCGGCAUUGUGGGACGGGACGGGGAUAAGACGGUUAAGAUCUGGGAUGCCAGCAACGGCAAGUGCUUAUGGACGCUUAAGGGUCACAGUGACUCUGUCCGCUUAGUUGCCUUCUUGCACGACUUAACCCGGCUCGUAUCGGCAUCGGGAGAUAGGACGGUCAGGAUCUGGGAUGCCAGCAGUAGUGAGUGCCUGCAGACGCUUGAGGGCCGUAGCAGCUCUGUUGGAACGGUCGCCUUCUCGCACGACUCGACCCUGCUCGCGUCGGCGUGGGGCGGGACGGUUAAGAUCUGGGAUGCCAGCAACGGCGAGUGCCUACGGACGCUUGAGGGUCAUAGCCGCCCUGUCUGCUUGGUUGCCUUCUCGCACGACUCGACCCUACUCGCAUCGGCCUCAGAGGGCGGGACUAUGCUCGACGGCUGCAGCGACUCCGUUUACUUGGUCGCCUUCUCGCACGACUCGACCCUGCUCGCGUUGGCGUGGGGCGGGACGGUUAAGAUCUGGGAUGCCAGCAACGGCGAGUGCCUACGGACGCUUGAGGGUCAUAGCCGCCCUGUCUGCUUGGUUGCCUUCUCGCACGACUCGACCCUACUCGCAUCGGCAUUGUGGGACGGGACGGUUAGGAUCUGGGAUGCCAGUAACGGCGAGUGCCUACGAACGCUUAAGGGUCACAGCGACUCUGUCUGCUUGGUCGCCUUCUUGCACGACUCGACCUGGCUUGUAUUGGUAUUAGGAGAUGGGACGGUUAGGAUCUGGGAUGCCAGCAGCAGCGAACGCCUGCAGACGCUUGAGGGUCACAGCGGCCCCGUUGACUCGGUCGCCUUCUGGCAUGACUUGACCCGGCUCGUGUCGGCAUCGUGGGAUGGGACGGUCAGGAUCUGGGACACCAGCAGCGGCAAGUGCCUACAGAUGCUUGAUGGCUAUAGUAGUUGGGUUAACAUGGUGGCCUUCUCGCACGACUCGACCCUGCUCGUGUCGGCGUCGCAAGACGGGACCGUCAAUAUCUGGGAUGCUAGCAGCGGCGAGUGCCUACAGACGCUUAAGGGUCACAGCAACUCCAUUUGCUUAGUCGCUUUCUUACACAACUUAACACGGAUCGUAUCGGCAUUAAGUAAUAGGACGGUUAGGAUCUGGGAUACUAGCAGUGGCGAGUGCCUAUGGACGCUCGAGGGCCACAGCAGCUUUGUCAACAGCGUCGCCUUCUUACACGACUUAAUAAGGAUCGUAUUAGCGUCGUGGGACGGCACGGUCAGGAUCUGGGACGCAGGCAGCGGCGAGUGCCUGAAGGCGCUUGAGGGCUAUAAUGAGUGCGUCUACAUGGCCGCCUUCUUGCCUGACGCGAUACGGCUUGCGUUGGCGUCGAGGGACGGGACUGCCAGGAUCUGGGACGCCAGUAGCGGCGAGUGCCUGUAA
This is a messenger RNA of Metarhizium robertsii ARSEF 23, 3843 nucleotides long. RefSeq names its product hnwd1. Gene Ontology annotation, cellular component: transcription repressor complex; nucleus. The transcript is spliced from 4 exons. Lineage: Eukaryota; Fungi; Ascomycota; Sordariomycetes; Hypocreales; Clavicipitaceae. Gene Ontology annotation, biological process: negative regulation of transcription by RNA polymerase II. Gene Ontology annotation, molecular function: protein binding. The record is from RefSeq and is a predicted model, not a curated record. Bases 1 to 3843 code for a protein of 1280 amino acids.